This is a messenger RNA of Jaculus jaculus (lesser Egyptian jerboa), 975 nucleotides long. RefSeq names its product ornithine decarboxylase antizyme 1 (gene Oaz1). Gene Ontology annotation, cellular component: cytoplasm; nucleus. Gene Ontology annotation, biological process: positive regulation of protein catabolic process. Gene Ontology annotation, molecular function: ornithine decarboxylase inhibitor activity. Lineage: Eukaryota; Metazoa; Chordata; Mammalia; Rodentia; Dipodidae. The transcript has 5 exons. The record is from RefSeq and is marked reviewed.
AUUUUGCGAACGGCGAGCAGCGGCGGCGGCGCGGAGAGGCGCAGCGGAGGUUUUCCUGGUUUCGGACCCCAGCGGCCGGAUGGUGAAAUCCUCCCUGCAGCGGAUCCUCAACAGCCACUGCUUCGCCAGAGAGAAGGAAGGGGAUAAACCCAGCGCCACCGUCCACGACACCCGCACCAUGCCGCUCCUCAGUCUGCACAGCCGCGGCGGCCGCAGCAGCGAGAGCCCCAGGCUCGCCGUCCGCUGCUGUAGUCACCCGGGUCCGGGGCCUCUGUGGUGCUCCUGAUGUCCCUCACCCACCCCUGAAGAUCCCAGGUGGGCGAGGGGAUGGUCAGCGGGAUCGCAGUCUUUCAGCCACUGUCCUCCACUCCGAUGAGCGGCUGACGGUGACGGAAGAGCCCACAUCCAGCGACAAGGCGCGAGUCCUGGUCCUCCAGUCACGGCUGUCGGAGGCCAAGCGCGUCACCUGGAGGGCGGUGUGGAGCGGUGGUGGCCUCUAUGUGGAGCUCCCGGGCGGCGCCCUUCCUGAGGGCAGCAAGGACAGCCUGGUGGCGCUGCUGGAGUUCGCCGAGGAGCAGCUCCAUGCCCAGCACGUCUUCAUCUGUUUCCACAAGAGCCGCGACGACAGAGCCGCCCUGCUCCGGACCUUCAGCUUUCUGGGCUUUGAGAUUGUGAGACCCGGGCAUCCCCUCGUCCCCCAGAGACCCGAUGCUUGCUUCAUGGUCUACACGCUGGAGAGGGAGAGCGAGGGCCAGGAGGACUAGAGGCCAUUAGUCACCGCCCGUCCCCUCUCCUGGGUUUGUCCGCAUGUCAUAGUUGUGCAAAUAAACGCUCACUCCAAAUUCGCGGUAUAUUUCCUGUUAGUUAAUGUUGUGUUUGAGAGACGGAAGUGUUGCUUUAAUUCUAAAUAAAGGUUUCUAUUUUACUUUUCUACCGCUGGUUUACGGUGGUUCAGGUGACUACCUAGAGGAGCCU